Molecule: messenger RNA, 2820 nt
Organism: Malaya genurostris
Lineage: Eukaryota; Metazoa; Arthropoda; Insecta; Diptera; Culicidae
Exons: 5
Coding region: 151-2706 (851 amino acids)
Source: RefSeq, a predicted model, not a curated record
CACAUUAGAUUUCGUGUUUUCCGUUGAGUUUUUAACUAAAAAUUAUUUUGCUUGUGAUUUCGUUUUAUGCAUGACCUAAUUUUAGUUUUUCUUGGACCUGUUUGUAUCUGAGUUUAACGGACUACCGAUCGUACAUCGGUUGUUAUUGCAAUGUCGUCAUAUAUUAGUGAUUUUAAUAACAACAUUCAGUCUUUCUUUAUAAGUAGCACCUAUGGAAAUGAGACGCUUGUUAGCAAUAGCUUACAACACUUGGCCCUCGUUGCGGACCAGCGGGUGUUUGAUCUGUCGGUGUACGAUAAUAAUGUCUUUUUCAUUAACCUGCACAAGCUGAUGAGCUCUGGCACGAAAAAGAUGUCCAUGUUGUGGUCGGCGGUGUCCGUGCUGGAAACUGUUGCCGCUAUGUGUGAGGAAACUCGUACGGCAUUAGUUCGAAACUUCCAUUACCUUCCCACGUUGACCAAAAUGUUGCAAGAAACUCACAACGGCGAACAACAGCAGAGGCUGUUGGCAUUGGUCGAGGUUCUAACGUAUGGCGUUCGUUUGGAAAGUCACGAACCGUAUGUCGAGACCUUGAUACUAAAACUUCUCGGUAUGAUUGAGCAGCAUCAGGAUCGCGGGGAGCUAGGAACAUUGGCCCUGUCGAUUUUGGUGAAUCUCUGCUAUAUGAACCUUCCGAUGACGUAUCUGUUGACCAAGAAUAUCGGCAUUUCGUCGUUUUGCGGUCAGAUCAAGCAGUUCGGUUUGGUUGCUUGUAAGAUGUAUAUUAUUCUGGAGAAAAACGACUACAUGAAGGAGAUGGAUUUGAAUUAUUUGCUAAAAAUGAGUUUCAAAGAGGUGAGGAAUGUAUUGACGUCUAGGAAUAGUAUUAUCUUGCGGCAUGUGGUAGAUUAUCUGCAGUACAUUCGACGGUGUAGUGCUGAUGAGACGUCGAAAGAAAACAGGCAGAACACGGUCAGCAUAAAGGAUAACUUUUUCCAAGAAAACUUGAAAGAAUUUCUGGAUGACAUCGGGAAAUAUGUCAGUGGCCUUUCCAAGGAAAAAGACAUCGUUCACACGAAAAAGAAACGAAGGGCCGAAGAAAAGUCCUCUAGUACUGUUUCCGAAGCUGACAAAGACGACUGCAUGGAUAUAUUGUUUGAAAUUUUGGAAUGCAUCGUUUCACUGGAAUCGGUUGAAGAAUCGUUCCUGAACCCGAUGGUUGAAGUAGCUCUGAUGUGGAUUCGUUCGAGGCAUAGCUGCUCGAAAGCGUUGGAUUUGCUGAGGGCGAUUCUUGAAAAACUAGCAAAAUCAGAAGGGCCAAGCGAAUGUCUAGCUUCAGUAUUGGAUUCAUGCCAAGCUGUGCUGACAGAAUUGAGAGAUGUAGUGCGAAAUAACGAUGAUUCGAAAUUGCUGAUCUCCAUCUGCAAACUACUGACCAUGAUAAUAAAACUGAGAAACACGUCCAGUUCGGAUCUGGAUAAUUUGGCUGAAUCAUUCUUUCGACAAAUUUUCGGACCUAUUUUGAACUCCAGCCAAUCGUUCAACUAUUCAUUGCCGGACAGUGAAAUUCGAGUGUACCUCUGGGCGUUACACACAUUUAAUGAGUUUGCAAAUGUCGCUCCUACGUUUUGGUACGCAAAGAUUGGCAACCUGCUGAAGCAGAAGCAAGUUCACUUUCUGAUCGCUAAAGGAUUAACCUCUAGUGAAAUCGAUCUAACAGAAGCCAUGCUGCACGUGUCUUCUUCGGUAGAUUUUCCUCGCAAGGAAGUAUCGCGGAUGGGUAGUAUGCUUAAUGCUGGUUGGCGUAACGUUUUGGCAGAGUCACAAAAACACAAUGUCGAUGAUGGUAGUAACGUUCGCAGCUUUCCCAACUCGGUAGCACUCAGUCGAGACUUUCUGGACCGAAUGAAUCGAACCGUAUCGCACAUACAUGACGCGGCCUCGUCUGGUCACAUUAACGAGCUAACUAACGUUGAACUGAUCGAGUUCUACAAUUUAAAAAUCAACAUAGAAUCUCAGCUGAUGGGGGACUUGCGUGCCAGUCUCGGCAGUAUGUCGGCUCAAAUCUGCACCCUGAAGCACCAGAACCAACUACUGAUGGCAGAAAUCGAAAAGGUCCAGCGGAAAAAUUUGCCCCUAGUGCUAAAAGUUUCUGCACAAGAAGCGGAAAAUCGGACGCUCGAGAAGGAACUGGGCAACAUAAAAAGUGCCACAGCAUCCUACGAUAAGAAAAUCAAUCAGAUGAAGCAGGAUCUGUCGGAUUACAUUCGAAAGGCUAGCGAAAAAUCACAACAGUGCGCAACUCUGGCCAAGGAAAUCGAAAGCUGUCGGGUGCGGAAUGAAAACUACGAAAAGGAGAACACGCGAUUGCAGCACGAUCUGGUGGAAAUGACUAAAAACCGUGACGACUCGCGUGCGCUGCUGCGAGUGUCCGAGGACACCUGCAAGAAGCUGAGCGAGCAGAAGGAUGCCGAUAAAAAAAUGUAUGAAACCAAGAUACGUGAGCGGGAGCGGGACAUUUCGAAACGCACCGAUCUGAUCGGGCAGCUGGAGCAGCAGCUUUCCCAACGGGACAGCGAUCUGACCCUGCAGGAGAGCAAAGUGAAGGAACUGCUGACGCAGAUUGCCGCCAAGGAUGAGCGGAUCGCUCAAAUCGAAGCGGAACUGAAGGAAAGCGAAAGCAUACAGAAGGCCAUUUACAGCUUGAUGAACAAAGGGAAGAAGUGAAUCAUCUCGCUUCAUAACAUUGCUGACUUGGGACUUUUUGUGAUUCACUUUUUGUGACUUUUAAUUAUUUCAAACAAAUUGUAAAAUAAUGCUACAAAUAAAUGCCAUCCAUUC